AGAAUAUAGUCUACGCGUGAGUAAGCAGUGUGGCGCAGCAACUUUCUUCUCGACCACAUCAGCUUCCGAACGUCGUUGACGAUCACUAGCCCUAGCUCUCUCAUUUUCUGCUCACUCUCCUUGAAGCUAAUGGCCCAUCUACUAGAAGACCCUAAUACUGCAAUACUGCCUGACUUUAGGACUGACGAACACGGAGCAGCCAGAAAUCAACUUAUAGCUGAUGGAAUCACUAAUGACGCACAGGCCGCAGAGCUAUUAGCCACUCUCUGGCAUCUGAACAACAACGCAGCUCGAGACCUCUGGGCAGAACAAAUUGAGGAAGCUGCUAGAGAUGCUGAAGAAGUCCAGUGCAUAGCAGCCAAAGAAGAACGCGAUCGCCAACAAGCCGCCGCAGAAGAACAAGAAGCCGCCCGCAAAGAAGAACAAAAGAGGAACAAAUCCAAAUUCAUUCCCGUCAGCAACUCCAAAGUUCCCUCCAUCCCAGUUGUCAUACCCUCGCACUACGCAGUAUGGAAACUAAAAGCAGGGGAAUACUGCGAACUCUAUUAUUUCACUAAUAAAGGUUUAAAAGAUGCCAAGAAAAGCUUGCUCUCGACUGAAGCACCGGGUCUAACGCUAACCACAAAUGCGGAUGGACAGCAAACCUGGAUCAACGCAGACGAAUCGCGCAACCCCAAAGCCGUCAUCACCAAGGACGAGAAUCUAUCCUGGGAGCACUUCAAUGAAGCUGCCCCACAGAUGAUAAUGGCGAUGAAACAGCACGAGUGGCCAGAAGAUAGAGUAACUAUGCACAUCCAGUUUUGGACAGCGCUCCAAAACCAUCGAUGGAGACACGCAUUCGACAACUUGAAGCAACGUGCACUACUACUAUAUCAAAGCCAGCAACGCCGGCUAUGGCAUCUCACAGCAGGUGGCCCCCCAUGGUUGGAGCAUAGCGGAGCUCAACCAAGACCUCAUUCUCGAGGCUAGAGAAGAACUCUUCAAUGAAGAUCGCGAUUUAGCACUCGCAGCUCUCCGACAGGUACGUGAACUCCGAA
Molecule: messenger RNA, 1037 nt
Organism: Suillus paluster
Lineage: Eukaryota; Fungi; Basidiomycota; Agaricomycetes; Boletales; Suillaceae
Exons: 1
Coding region: 130-969 (279 amino acids)
Source: RefSeq, a predicted model, not a curated record